Pyricularia oryzae 70-15 is the source of this 330-nucleotide messenger RNA. RefSeq lists its product as uncharacterized. Lineage: Eukaryota; Fungi; Ascomycota; Sordariomycetes; Magnaporthales; Pyriculariaceae. The coding region runs from base 1 to 330 and encodes 109 amino acids. The record is from RefSeq and is a predicted model, not a curated record. The transcript is spliced from 3 exons.
AUGCAGUGGUCUACAAUUACUCUCCUGGCGCUCUCUGCCCAGAUUCCUGCUGUUCUAGGCGGGAUUUCUUGCAAAUGCACUGGUUCAGCGGCCAAUCAGAAGACUGUUGGCCUCAUUACCCAGCAAUGCUGCAGCCAGGCCACCUUUAACGGAGCUGGUGAAUUGGGAGGAGAUUUCCUCAGCUCCAAGUCAGCUUGUGACUACACCAACAUCGAUGCAUUCAAAAACGUUCAGUUAUCGGAUGCCAAAGCGGGGUUCGAAGCCUGUUGUAAGAACACUAAUUCGGAUGGAUUUAGUGCUGCCACGGGUGGAGAUUGCACAUCAUCGUAG